AUCUCAGAUCAGAAGCCCCUGGGCUGUUGGUCAGUCAAACAUGGGCAGAUUCUCACCUCUCCUGUCGUGUGCAACACUGAAACUCAGGAGUACAUUGCUGUCCACGACAACAGGGUUUUAAGAAUAUGGAAGAAUGAAGACAUUAACUUGGACAAAGCCUUUAAAGCAACACUUUCAGCAGAUGUGCACAGGAUCCAUUCCCUGCCCAGUGUGGGCCCAGUGGUGCUGUUCAGGGGUGGAGGUGUCCGGACACUGGAUGUGCUUUUGGAAGCUCCACAACAAGAGAUUGAAGAUGUUAUCUCAGAUGAAGUCAUCAAGUGGAGUGAAGCCUUUAUGGAAGGUCAACAACCUGUCCUGAUUUUCGCUACUGAGAAAGGUGAGGACUUCUUUGUCUACGUGCAGAAGCCUAAGCUGGACAGUCUACACAAGUACAAGCUUGAACAACAACAGCUGUCCAAGCCACUGAGUUUCACAGCAUAUAUAAAAAACCAAACUGUCACACUGCUGUGCUUGUAUUCCAAUGACUCUGUGUACAAGAUCCUGAUACCUCUGCAGCAAGAUGCUGAAAAGGAAGAAGAAAUUUUGCCCAAGUCAUUACUACUGAACCUCUCAGUGUCUGGAACUGUGCUGAAAGGAACAUCUUUGGUUGUCCUUGACAAGGACCACGUGGCAGUGUUGGGCAGUUUGGUUUCGUCUGAUAAAGAGCCCAAAGAGUGCCUAACCAUCUGGAAUACCAAAUUCCAGACACUUCAGGCCUCCAAGGAGCUGCCCCUGGGAACCAGUGGCCAGUUAUGGUGUUAUGAGGAAAAAUUCUUCCUAACUCAUGGGAAAGUGCUAACAGUGAUUAUGUACAAAUGUGAAACAUCUUCCUUGGCAGCUGCUGUGGGAAAGCUCAAGGACAGUCAAACCUCUGAUGUGUCUUCAUUUGUGAACUGGAAUACUCUGGAAGAUGAAGAGCUGGUGGUUUCCUUGCAGUCCCAGGAGUCUGUGGCUCUAAAAUCUGAGUCCAAAAUGACUCUGAGGUCAAGAAAGAACAGUGUUGCUGAAGCAGAGCCUGAGACCUUAUCAGUUGGACAGUUCUUGCUGCGUCUCAAAGAUGCUCCUGGAAGUAUAUUGGAAAAUGAAUUGAGACAAUUGCUGUCAAGAGCAGAGACUGUGGAUUUGCAGGCCAACAUUGGGUGUGUGGUCAGUGCCCUUAUGAACAGGUGUAAAGCAAGUCCAAAGUAUUACCCUCAGAAUUUCCUGCUGCACAUAGUCCAGACCCAAGACUUGUCCUACAGUCUGUGUCCAGAUCUGAUGGCUGUUGCUUUGGAGAAGAAAGAUGUGCAUCUCUUACAGACCUGCUUACAACGUUUUCCUGAUAUUCCUGAGGAAAUUACUUAUGCUUGCCUGCAAGUGUUUCUGAGCGUUAGUGAAGCUGAUCUGCAAACAACAGAUAUCAACCUGGACUCUGUGAUCUGUUACAUUGACGUGGAAUUCAACAGCAAAGAAGUUAAGACUGAAGUCGUGGAAAAUGGAUUUGAUGUGGAGCUGGAGCAGGAGGUGGAUGAGGCUAAAACCCCAACCCCAGCCCAGUCAGAGAGUGAUGGUGACUCCUGCCCCGUCGGACCCCGGAAAGCAGCACUGUUAAAUGCUGUUCUCCUUUCAGCUUACAGUGAAAGUUUUCUUCUGCCUCACCUGAAAAACCUUCCACCUCGGCAAGUUAUUCUGUUCCUCAGGUAUUUGUACUACCUGUAUGUAAAAUGCAGUGAAAAGGUUAACACUGCCCUCCCUGGAAUACACUCUCCAACUAUAAAUCAGAUCAUGGACUGGAUGUGCCUGGUGCUUGAUGCUCACUUCACUGUUAUGGUGAUGCUGCCAGAAGCAAGAGAUUUGCUUUCAAGCCUGCAUAAGUUUGUGAGAGCCCAAGUAAGGUUCUACUCUGAACUCAACAAGAUUGAAGGAAGUUUGCAGGAACUACAAAGGCUCAACCACCAGAGAGACUCUCAGACAUACUCAAUUGAAGUGCUGGAAAUCAUUUGA
Molecule: messenger RNA, 2022 nt
Organism: Acanthisitta chloris (rifleman)
Lineage: Eukaryota; Metazoa; Chordata; Aves; Passeriformes; Acanthisittidae
Gene: NOL11
Product: nucleolar protein 11
Exons: 17
Biological process (GO): maturation of SSU-rRNA
Cellular component (GO): nucleus; nucleolus
Molecular function (GO): RNA binding
Source: RefSeq, a predicted model, not a curated record